This is a messenger RNA of Sorghum bicolor (sorghum), 1585 nucleotides long. RefSeq lists its product as uncharacterized. Bases 138 to 1238 code for a protein of 366 amino acids. Gene Ontology annotation, cellular component: endomembrane system. The record is from RefSeq and is a predicted model, not a curated record. The transcript has 11 exons. Lineage: Eukaryota; Viridiplantae; Streptophyta; Magnoliopsida; Poales; Poaceae.
GCACGCUCGUGGUGGUGGCGUCGUCGUGUCUCCCCGAUCCCCUCUCGUCUCCUCCCCUCGUCGUCUCAUCAAUUCAAGAUCCAAUCUUUGCUGCUGCCACUCGGCGAUCCGAUCGUUCUCGAGCAAGGUCGGUGGCCAUGGCUCGCUGCCGCCGCCACCUCCUCCUCCUUGCUCUCUUUCUCGCCUUGGCUGCUGCUGCUCCGGGGCAGGCGCAGAGUCAUGGCGAAGCCUCCGCCGUCUUCAUCGACGCCGCGUCGCACCGCUACCUGCGGGACCAGCAAGCCGACGGCCAGGACGCUUCAAUGUCGUUAAAUGAAGUUUCUGCGGCUGUUUCUGUCUUGCUUGGUUUUGCAGCGCCAACCUCCCUACCAGCGAUUUCAUCGUCGAAGUUGAACAAAGUGCUUCUUCCCAAUCCAUUUGAUAGACCGCGUGCUGUUUUCCUUAUGCAAAUUGCUGGGACCGAUGCCUCAGCCCCUAGCUUCGUAUCUGAAGGCAGCAACAUUUUCAAGACCAGGAUUGAAGGUGCAAACAGCGCUGAUACAGGGCUUUCAGAUACAGAUGAUUUAAUUGUCAUUCAUUCAGAUGAAUCUCUAGAUCUUUCUCGAUCAGAUUAUCUUGAUAAUGAACUUUCCAGCUUGGCAAACUGGUUGGAGGGAUCUUAUCAGAAGUCUAGCAGCAAACUAGUCAUUCCCUUGGAGAGUGGAAACAGUCUCACUUUGCUACUUGAUAAGGAAGCAGACAUGGAAUUUGUGUCCAGCUUGGCUUCCCUUCUUAAGACUAUCGAGAGGGCGAUCCAGGUUCACGAAGAUUUCUCAGGUGUCAUGAACCCCGCAGAGCUACUAGAAUGCCACUUCACAGGAAUAAAGGCUCUGGAGAAUGAAUAUGGUUCCACUGAAAUUGUUAAGCAGGCAACUGAAGUAGUUCAGAGAGCUGUCACCAAAUCAUUCCAGUCCCUACAUGAAGCAUACAAAGGGAAAAUUGUUGGGCUGGUAAUAUCCACAAAGGAGGCUUCAUCAUCCUUAGGAUCCAUAAUUGACGCACCUUCUUCACUGCACAUUUCAAGACGACUAGAAGAAGCAAGCAAGACUAAAGAAGCCUCUGUGGCACUUGUUCGAAAGAGUUUGGCAUGGAUUACAGGGAUCAUCCUGCUUGUUUCAACUCUCAUAGGGGUUUGCUUGCUUAUGAACAUGCCACUUACCAGGGACACCCUCUUGUACUCGAACGUCAAGAUUGAUUAGUACUCGAACGUCAAGAUUGAUUAGUUUGAAGGGUGUUCGCGGAGGCCACAGUUGGGGUUCAACUUUGGCCUGUGUAGUUAUGGGAUGGAUUUCGGACGGUAGAGAUGUAUUCUUAUGCUGUUUACAAAACCGGUGUACAAUGGGAUACUAGGUGCUACGUGCUUUUUUUGAAUCUGUGCUGCGCUGCUGCCUGUAUGGGUUGUUUUGUUGUUGGGUUCCGGUAAAUAAUCCAGAGUGGAACAAACGAUUAAUUGUUGCAGAAUGCUACUGCCUUUUCCGAAUAAAUCUGUGACGAUUGUAAUCGAAUUUUCAACUUGAAUAAUAGUGUAGAUGCUAUGUUUGUCGCU